UAUAGGUAACGUGUCGGAUGUUUAACAGAAAAGGGAAGUGAAACCUUGUCUAAAAUGGAUAUGACCCGGGAAGUUUCAAUUUCGGAUAACAGUUCUGAUACGAACGAUACUGAUAUAAUUUGUGACGAGGACAGUAAUGAAGAUUCAAAGUGCAGAUUUUCGAGAAAAGUGGCAAGUGAAAGGGUUGAAAGUGACUGUGAGAAAGACGCGUCGAAGAAGGCAUCGGUAAAAAAUAAGACCUUCACGAUAGACGGUAUUUUGGGAUUGGAUGCCUCUAAGAUGAAAAGAAGUGAUAGUGGCUCAAGUGAUGUGACUUCUCAGACAAUACCAAAAUCAAGUUCAGAGUUUACCUAUCCAUUUCGUCCUGUUGCAAUUUCACCUGCUUCUGUUUGUGGGACUUCAACUGCACCUAAUGUCCUCGAGCUACUUAGCAAUAAGACAUCGCAUAUGAUGAACAACCUCACCAGCGUAGAGCAUAUUGCUCAACCAAAAGUGCAUCCCAUCACACCUACGCUACCAUAUUCCGUAUCUGGUUUACAGUUCCCAAAUAGUCACCCCGGCCUUGUAUACGCAAAUUGGAUUGGAUUACAUUCGAAACCCCCACCGCAUGCAAAUUAUGUUCUAGGAUUGCAAAUACCAAAGCCAAGCGGCAAGCGUUUCCGAAAACCUGGUGUCGAUCGCAAGCCCAGACAAGCAUACAGUGCAAAACAAUUGGAACGUCUGGAGAACGAAUUCAAACAGGACAAAUAUUUGAGCGUUAGUAAACGUAUGGAGCUUUCCAAAUGCCUCAAUCUGACUGAAGUUCAGAUCAAGACCUGGUUCCAAAACCGUCGUACUAAAUGGAAGAAACAAUUAACAUCACGCCUAAAAAUUGCUCAGCGACAAGGAAUUUACACAAGCCCUUAUUUGACUCCUGGGAUACCACCGUAUUCCUUGUUUCCACCGUAUUAUGCAACCCCCCUGUGUUUUGUAGAGCCAGUUAGCAGUAGUGAUAAUAAAUCAGAAUCGCCGUCACCAAGUGGAUUAUCGUAAUGAACGAAUUGAUUGGUCUUUUUUGAU
Molecule: messenger RNA, 1059 nt
Organism: Hermetia illucens (black soldier fly)
Lineage: Eukaryota; Metazoa; Arthropoda; Insecta; Diptera; Stratiomyidae
Product: homeobox protein EMX2
Exons: 3
Coding region: 55-1032 (325 amino acids)
Biological process (GO): regulation of DNA-templated transcription
Molecular function (GO): DNA-binding transcription factor activity, RNA polymerase II-specific; DNA binding
Source: RefSeq, a predicted model, not a curated record